UAUCUCCAGCCUGAGAUCCAAGAGGAGAAGAGACAGAGCAGCUGAAGCACACACUAUACACACACUAUACACACACAUACACACACAUACACAUAUAAGUACACACACAAGUACAUUGACCGAAAGAAAGAUUUUCACACACACAUAUACAUACUCGCAGAACACACAUCUACACACUGGAAACACACAUUCACAUAGAGCAACACCCUCGAUACUGGCAGACAUCUGAAGUGACCCUUGAGAGAUAGAAAGAGAGGACUUUACUGCCUAGACAUGCUGAGGGGGACACUUCUCUGGGCUGGCCUGGUGGGAUUCUAUGUCAUCGUCACCCUGUGUCCAGCCUCCUGCCAGCUGAGCGAGGAAGAUACAGAGACCCUCGUGGAGCUGCACAACAGCUACCGUGGCCAGGUGGAGCCCAAUUCCACCUACAUGCGUAAAGUGAAAUGGGAUGAGAAGCUGAAGAUCAUAGCUGAGGGCUAUGCUGUGAAGUGUAUAUGGGAGCACAACCCGGAUCUAGAGGAGCUGAACAUGGGAGAGAACCUGUUUGUGUCCAACGGACUCUUUGACCCCAACAUUGCCAUGGAGAAGUGGUUCCUGGAGCACCUAGACUACGACUACAACAACAACAGCUGCCAGGAUGACAAGAUGUGUGGACACUACACUCAGAUGGUGUGGGCGGACUCUCACUCUGUGGGCUGUGCUGCUCAUCGCUGUGACACCAUGGAGGGGCUGUCCUUUGAGAAAGUCACCUUCCUCGUCUGCAAUUAUUAUCCAGCAGGUAACUUUAAUGAUGAGAAACCCUAUGAGGAAGGUGAAUGGUGCUCCAAGUGUCCAGACAACCUGCCGCGAUGUGACCAGAACCUCUGUGUGCCUGAUGCCCCUGAGCCUACAGAGGAGCCUGAUGUAGAGAAGGAGACAAUGGACAGCUCUCCCUCAGGCACUAAUGAGCCCUCCACACACACAGCCACAGCCACCACCCCCGCCACAGCCACCGAGGACACACCGCCAUCACCACCGAGGACACAACCCGACUACUCAUCAGCUCCUGAGCCAACCAUGGCUGACAGAGCGGAGACAGACACAGAGCCUGGGGAGGAGGAGGAGGAGGAGGAGAAGGAGAAGGAGGAGGAGAAGGAGGAGGAGGAGAAGUGGGAGGGGGAGGAAAGAGCGACAGUGAGGGAGAAGGACAGUACUAGGGAACAACCUAGGGCCAACGCAGGAAGUGUUUCUACUUCCCUGCUUCUGGUUACUAGCUUGAUGCCUUUACUGUCAAUGGGAUUGUGAGGGAGUGCAUGAGGGAAAAGGUAUCACGCACACACACGCACUAUCUGGAGCUGAACUGGACAUUGGUGGAAGUUGAAUUACAUUGUGAUAUAAUUAAGCAAUAAGGGCUGAGGGGGUGUGGUAUAUGACCAAUAUACCACAGCUAAGGGCUGUUCGUAUGCACGACGCAUCGCAGACUGCCUGGAUACAGUCCUUAGCCGUGGUAUAUUGGUCAUAUAUAUUGGUCAAAUACCACAAAUCCCAGAGGGGAGCCUUAUUGCUAUUAUAAACUGGUUACCAACGUAAUUAGAGCAGUAAAAAUAAAUGUUUUGUCAUACCUGUGGUAUACGUUCUGAUAUACCCCGGGUGUCAGUCAAUCAGCAUUCAGUGCUCGAACCACCCAGUUUAUAAUUAUGUAUACAGCAUGGAUUUAUAUUAAAUAAACCAAAGUAGCUAAUUUCAUGGUUAUUUAGCUUUUAUUUGCUGGUAAAUAAUUACAGUUGGUAGUUUGCCAUAUGCCUUCUUAGCAAUAAGCAUAGAACAUACAGUAGUUAUCAAUGUAAUAUAACAGUUGUAUAAAAACAGUUGUGACAUGUGACCAAUCUAACAGCAACUACCUUUUAAAGCAAGUCACAUCCUCUAUAAACAGGAAUGUGAUUCCUAAGCCUAAAGGAGCAGAACUAUUGUCAAUAUUGAAUAUUUCUGUAAAUGUCUGUAUAUAGAGUACAAUAAAUAUUGUUUGUUCUA
Molecule: messenger RNA, 2010 nt
Organism: Salmo salar (Atlantic salmon)
Lineage: Eukaryota; Metazoa; Chordata; Actinopteri; Salmoniformes; Salmonidae
Product: peptidase inhibitor 15
Cellular component (GO): extracellular region
Source: RefSeq, a predicted model, not a curated record